AUGUCUCUGUCUGACAGCGAGAAAAGUGGACUUGAGGCUCUCUGGGUGAAGAUUGCCCCGGAGGCCGAUAACAUUGGAGGGGAAGCUAUGAACAGCUUUCUAACAAGUCACCCAGAAGCCAAGACUCACUUCAGCCACUUUGACCUGACCCCUAAAUCUGCCGACCUCCUUAAGCACGGUGGGAAAAUCAUGAAUGCCCUUGGAGAUGCCAUCAAGAACGUGGACAACCUUCCCACCAGCAUGGCCAGUCUGACCGAGCUACACGUGGACAAACUGAAAGUAGAGCCGGGAAACUUCAAGCUGCUGUCUGAAGCCAUCGAGACUGCCCUGGCUGCUCGCUUUCCAGAGGACUUCACUGACGCCAACAAGGCUGCUUGGGGCAAAUUACUGGAGAAGGUGUCCGCUGUCCUGUCAACCAAAGCCGCUUAA
Molecule: messenger RNA, 429 nt
Organism: Spea bombifrons (plains spadefoot toad)
Lineage: Eukaryota; Metazoa; Chordata; Amphibia; Anura; Pelobatidae
Product: hemoglobin subunit alpha-3-like
Exons: 3
Coding region: 1-429 (142 amino acids)
Biological process (GO): oxygen transport; hydrogen peroxide catabolic process
Cellular component (GO): hemoglobin complex; blood microparticle; haptoglobin-hemoglobin complex
Molecular function (GO): peroxidase activity; haptoglobin binding; organic acid binding
Source: RefSeq, a predicted model, not a curated record